This is a messenger RNA of Culicoides brevitarsis, 564 nucleotides long. RefSeq names its product mucin-5B-like. Bases 1 to 564 code for a protein of 187 amino acids. The transcript has a single exon. NCBI's taxonomy places the organism in Eukaryota, Metazoa, Arthropoda, Insecta, Diptera, Ceratopogonidae. The record is from RefSeq and is a predicted model, not a curated record.
AUGCUUCAAACUAAAAUUUUUAUUUUUUUCACACUUUUCGUAACAAUUUUCGCUAAAAACUGCACUGGUCCCUUCCAAACUUGGACUUGCAGCAAUUCAUGCAAGGAAAGUUGUCGUCAAGGUCGCGAUAUUUUCUGCCCAACUGAAUGUACGUUCGGUUAUUUUUGUCAAGAAGGCUUUCGACGACAUUCCAAUGGAACUUGCAUCCGGGAAGAAUUUUGUCCUUGCUGGAGACCCAAUGAACAAUGGACUGAUUGUGGCAGUUGGUGCGGCGAAGAUUGCCCGAAAUACGAUAAUACGGCGUGUAAAGGCACUUGUGAGAAAGGUUGUUACUGUAAACCGGGAUUUCAGAGAUUUGAUGGCGUUUGUGUUCCUCAGGAGAAGUGUCCGAAGCCGAAAUGUAAAAAGCCGAAUGAAAAAUUUACAAGGGGAAACUUUUGUGCGGAGAAGUGUUUCGCCAAAGUUUGCACUCGAGAAUUGACUCUUGGAUGUUUUUGCCUUGCGGGUUUCUCGAGAAAUGAGAAAGGAGACUGCGUUAAAACGGAAUUUUGUGGAAAAAUUUGA